Molecule: messenger RNA, 2646 nt
Organism: Babesia bigemina
Lineage: Eukaryota; Apicomplexa; Aconoidasida; Piroplasmida; Babesiidae
Product: Vps53-like family protein, putative
Exons: 7
Coding region: 1-2646 (881 amino acids)
Biological process (GO): retrograde transport, endosome to Golgi
Cellular component (GO): GARP complex
Source: RefSeq, a predicted model, not a curated record
AUGGAAGGAAUCGAAGAGGCGCCGCGAUACGAUCUGGCGAAGUUCGUCGACAACCCUGUCGAGUUUCUCAAUGAGCACUUCACGGACGAAUGCAACUUCGCCGACAUCGACGCGCUCAUCGCUGAGGUCAAAGGAGAGAUGCGACAGCAGGAUUGCAAGCUCAUGGAGGUCAUCAACGAUAAGGCGAUCAGCAUAGAGAUGGCUCACGAACGCUUCGAAAAAUUGCAGUGCGCCACCAACGACCUCAUUGCGCAGAUGGCGGAGAUUCAGAUACCCACGAUGAGGGGCGAGCAGUCCCUCAAAAUCUUGACGGCGGACAUUCGCGCGCUUAAUCACGCGAAAAACAACAUAUGCAACACCAUCACCAACCUCAAACGCAUCCUGAUGCUAUCCACGAUGCUAGAGUCGCUGCGCGAGAAGGCCAAGAAUCGCAAGUAUAACGAGGCGGCCGGGCUGGCGGUGGUUGUGCGCGAGCUCUAUCAGCUUGUGACGCCCCUGCGCGAGGCGCCGCCAGUUGUCAGGUUGCUCACGGCGUGCAAAACCGUUAUGAACAACCUCAAGCAGCAGAUCACGGAGGACCUGGAGGUCAUGCUCGCACUCAGCACAACGCAGAAAUACAUGGACACGCCUCUGGAGCUCGAGGAGGUAUGCAAGUGCGCAGAUGCCAUUGACGAGGGCAUACGCCAACACAUUGCGACGAAAUACGCGCAACACGUCACCAAGAGUUACGAGAGCAUGUUCUCCACCACCUUCGACCUGAAGACUCUCGACAACAUCAACGAGAGGUUUGCGUGGCUGCGGCGCACCAUCAACGAGUUUGACGAACUGUACGGAACAGGCGUCCCGGAGUUCUGGCGCAUUCAGGCCACCGGUGCGUGGGCGUUCUUCGAAGCCUGCCGCAGCCAGGUGGUUGCCACCCUCACGAGAUCCAAGGAGCAGUUUGACGCCAACGUCAUUCUCACCUCACUAUUAAGGUGCAAGGAGUUCGAGCAGGAGCUGGACUACCGACUCAGCAACUAUUGCGACACGCCAACCAGUGUAGAGCGGCAGGCGAUAGAGUUCCCAGAGGCAGUUCCAUCCCCCAGGCAAACAGAUGAGGCGGACACUGAGCAGCGGAAGCCGCUCAAAGGCGUCCUCAGCAGGUGCUUCGAGAACCACCUCGGCCCCUGGGUCGCCAAUGAGGAGGUGCAACUCGAUGUCCUCUACCAGAAAAUCGUCUCCAACGGGGACGAUGCCAUCAUUAUGCACGUGCUGCGUUCGGCGAAGGAGCUAUUCUCGGCGAUCAGCGUGAGGCUCAAGGCCGUCCUGGCCGUGAGCUCGGAGCAGACGCUAUUCGAGAUGAGCAUGGUGUUCCGACGCUCCAUCGGCAAGUACCAGGUGCACUUGCAGGAUAAGCUGGGGAAAGUGGAGAAGCAUGCGCCACUGCAAAAGGUCUUUAAGCAGUGCGGGUUCAUCACGGCCACCUGCGACUACGUCACCGAGAUGCUGGAGCACCUCAACGACGAGAUUGUGGAGGCGAUUGCGCCGGCGUACAAGGAGAAGGUUCACUUCAACGCGGAGAAAGAAAAAAUUAACGUCACCAAGUCCAAAGCCGUGAAGAGGCUGAUUGACGAAAGCUGCAAGUUCGCGCCCAUCACCCCCAACGUCGUUGCGCCACUCAAAAGCCUAGAGGAACGCGUCAUACAGGUUAUCACGCUUACUGUGGACCACCUGCCGUCUGGGUACCUGCACUACGUGACCAACAAGGUCACACGUGGAGCCAUGGCGCACCUGAAGACCACCAUUUUCUCGCUAGCAAGCGUCACCGAGGGAUACUGUCAGCAGCUGCUCUUGGACUCGUACAGUCUGCAAAAGCUUCUCCUCGAGACCGUGAAAACUCUGGUUGACCCACUGCCUCUGGGGUACCUUGAAGCCACGUCUUCGGAGAUGGACAAGCUGCAGACGCUCAUUAAGGUGCUCAACUCGGCAGCGUCACACACGGACGCCUUUGAAGCGCUGCUGAUCGAGAACGGAGGCACUUGCACCAAGAAGGAACUUGACCAGAUUCUCGCCAUCCACCGCAAAAAACAGCCCUUGCCGUGUCUUGGCGCGUUCGCUGUCUUGCUGGUUUUUCGCUGCGAACCGGCGGCCCAGAUCGACGUCCAUGCCACCUCCCAUCUGUUUCAGCUGGCGCGUGACGUCAGUCGGGUUCACCGCAAUCGUCUUCAGCAGGCCGAUCAUGUGGAGCAGCUCGCGGUCACUCUCGUCGCCGUCAAACUCACGGAUCAAAAUGGAGUUGCCCUCCUGCAGCGUGCAGGCCACGCGGUCGUGGUCGAGCAGGAUAACGCGGCGCAGGUCACGACCCAGCUUGCUCAGGUCCUUGAUGUACGACCCUUUGAACUUGGUGCAGCGGUCCCGGUGGAUGCAACCGAUGACGGGGAGCCCCCAACGAUUGGCAACGUCCGUCGCCACUGGGUAGGCGUCGUCGGACCACAGCACAAUCUCGUAGUAGUUGAUCAGCUCGCGGAAGAACCGGUCCGCGUAGGGGCGCUUCUUCACUUGCCACCCGGUGCGACGGUCGUACUCAAGCUUGGCCACCACCUUGUCCAGGUCGACCACAAGGGUCGGGAGGUUCGGAGGAUAGUUCAGCAGCUUCACGUCCGGUAG